AUGUUUAAGUUUCUGCACGACAUUGAUGUGGCGAAGAGGAAGCUCCUGAACACCAUCAACAACAAAUUGGCACUCCCCAACGAAGACGAUGAGUGCCUCUUCCCGGGUGACGAACAAACUAUGAGCCGUGCACUGGGGGCAGGGGAGUGCUGGCUCCCAAUAAAAGGGGACUCUCCAAAGGGAGAGGGAGGCGAGGAGGAAGGCGAGGAGGACGAAGAGGGGGACGAUGAGCAGGACGAUGAGCAGGACGACGAGGGGGACGGCGAGGACGAUUCAAGCGAAACUGACGAGGACGACUCAGUCCAGUACAGUGGUGACAACGUUAGCGAAUCCGACGGUGAUGCGGAAACGAGUGUACGAAAUGGACAUGAAGAGACUGACACACAUGAGGAGAACGAAAAAAGGGAGGACAAAGCUGAAGGGGUAGCGACAGGAGGGCUAGAGGCAAGAGGGGCAGCGUGGAGAAGAAAAGAUGCUCCGACGAUGUGUGCGCCUCCGCAGGGCGAGGUCCAUGUGCAAAGCGCCAGCGCAGGGAGGAGGAUGAAGGCGCAGAAGGGGCAGUCUCGCCAGGGGAGUGAAAGACACGAAGAGAGCAGCAGAAUCGCCACCGGCAGCACAGUCAUCAUGGGCAGCGAAGUUAGCACGCAGGUGGGAGCCAUUCCGCUUGCUCAAACAAUCAGAGGACACUGCGGACACAGUGAACACAGCAGACCUAGCGAACGUGGCGAGAGCUCUGAACCGGGCAGCCGCGCCAUGCCCCAUAACGAAGGCCAAGUGGAUGAAACAGAAAGAAGUUACCUCCCCAAGUUAAAGAAGGAGACGCAAAAGUGGAAGGGAAAAAAACCCAAAGCUGACACGAACAUCCUUACAGAGUCUACCUUCUACAACAAUCUGAAACAGAAAGUGGCAAACAGUCUGUGUUGCAAAGUUGAUCGGAAAAAGUAUGACGACGUGGUCGAACAAAUGAUCCAAUUAAGAAAACUCUUCAGGGAAGAGGCAAACUUGAUGGUGGACACCGGGAAGGGUCAGUCCACAGAAGGGAGCUGCUCUCGUCAGCAACAGAGGAAGAUGGCCGAAGAGUGUGCCACAAAGAUAUGCGAUCUGGUGCUAGGCGAUAGGAGCAAGCUGUUUGGGAAGCUCCCCAUCCAUCGCAGUGGAGACGGGAAAGACGAAAAAGACGAGAAAAGCGACGAAAGCGAUAAGGAGGAGCAAAUUUUAAGUGACGAUACAAACGAGAAAACAAAAAACGCUAAAGAAAUAAUCGAAUUGAAAAGGAGAAACAAAAUACUUAACGACAUAAACGAGAGACAAACUAAACAACUGUUACAGCUAUCGUGUCAUUUGUCUUCCAACAUAAAAAGUGACUCAGAGACAAGUGAACGCAACUACAUAAGCGCUAAAGUUCACUGCAUGGAGAAGGAGCUAACUCAAUUGAAGGGAGAAUUGGCCCUAUUGGAAGAACUGGCUAGUGAUAAAAAUGUACUCGUAAAAAAAAACUACGAAUUAGGAUGUUUAAUAAAAUCGCUGGAAGUCUCUUUGCAGAGGAAGUCCCACCUGUGUGUUUCACUGUGGAGGGAGAAACACGAUCUACAGAAAAGGUUACAACGGUGUCGUGAGCAGGUGCAGCUCUCGAGGGAGGACCUGCGUGCCUGCAGAGCGGCUUUUCUGGACAUGAAGCAAAGGGAGAAACGACUCGCUUUCCAGUUUAAGGGCCUCAUCAAGACCCGUGGCGACAGGGCCGGGGGGGAAAUGUCCCUGCGGCGUCACAAAAGGAAGGGGAGGCUGAAGCUGCGCGUCAGAACCGAAAGCGCCGCUUGUAAUGAUUCAGCGCGGGAUCCCCCGUCGGAGCGGCCAAAGGGUGUCCAUUUUGAGCGCCACCCGAAAAGUGUAUACCCUCCGCGCCGUACAAACAGCGCCGAUCCCCUGCGGCCGCCACCAGUGGCGCCCCAGAGUCAUGCAUCCAAUUACUACAUCAGCGCUGGUGCGAUAUGCGAUGGGAACAGCGCUGCCGACUUCCGUGGCGACUGCGGUGCCCUGGAGGAGCUCUCGCGCAAAGUAAACAACUACAAAUUUUUUAUAGACGAAUGGAAGUCUUUUUCUGUUAGAAUCAAAAAAAAAAAAGACGCGGAAUUCAAAGAAACAAAAAAACUGUUAUCACAACAGGUUGCAAAAAAUGAAAUGCUAGAAAAAAAAUAUCAAACGCUUUUGGAGAAAAUGAGAUCCCUUGGCAGGGGUGCAGACAAAGGCAGUGCCAUGGGCACUGAAAUGGGUAGUGUCACAGACGGAGGGAUACGUUGUGAAGGGAGUCACCAGGACGGGGUCUGCCCCAAAACGAAGGAACUCAUAGACGAAGUGCAUUUUCUGACAAGUGAAGUUGACAAACUGAGGGAGGACCAGCUGCUCCUGCAGGAGGACGUGAAAAAGAAGAGCACUAUUAUCGUGCACCUUAUAGAGAAGCAAGCCCUCAGUGAGGAGCAUUUCAGAUUAGAGAAGAGACUGCCCAUACUCAACAACAAACUGACGUACGAUGAAAUCAGGAAGAUCAUGGAGGAGACCCUCAUUGAAAACAUUCGGCUUCGCUCCGACUUGGUCACUCUGGCCAAAUGUGUCAAGGGCGACAGCGCUGGAUCUUCUGUUGGGCAGGACAACCCUGGUGCGUAG
Molecule: messenger RNA, 2661 nt
Organism: Plasmodium inui San Antonio 1
Lineage: Eukaryota; Apicomplexa; Aconoidasida; Haemosporida; Plasmodiidae
Exons: 2
Coding region: 1-2661 (886 amino acids)
Source: RefSeq, a predicted model, not a curated record